UUCCAAAAAGCUCUUUUUAGAGAGAGAAAAAAAAAGAAAGAAAAAAACUUUUUUAGAAGGAGAUGGGAGGGUGUGCGACCAAGCCCAAGGUCUUGAAGGAUGCGCUGGCUCCCGAGCCGACUAAGGAGGACAAGCCCUCCGCGGCUCCCGAGCCGCCUGUUGUAGUUGUCGUUGGUGUUACCGAGGGUGAGAAGAUCGAUGCCAAGGCGGUUGAAGAGGGUGAUAAGGUCAAGGAGAUUGUUGAUGAUGACAAGCUUGACGACCAGGACAGUAAGCGCCGCUCCCUCAGCAUCUUGUUCAAGGAGAAUGAGGAAGGGAAAGGCAAAACAGGAGAUGGUAACCCUGCAGUGGAGCCACCAAAACAAGAAGAUCCACCAGAGAAUAUAAAACCUACAUAUGAAUCUGAAACCACGCUUUUACAGGUUGAAAAAACUGAAAUUCUGGUUGAACAGAACCCUGUCCCUGAUGUUGUCGAUGCUCAAAAGCCUGAAAUUCCAGUUCAACAAACUCCUGCCCCAGAUGUUGUUGAUGCUCCAGUUCAACAGACUCCUGUCUCAGAAGUUGUAUAUGCUUCUGAGAAGGCAGAAACAGAGAAAACAACCGAAACUGCAUCAACUGUAGAUUUCUCAGAAACAGAGAAAAUAACCGAAACUACAUCAACUGUAGAUUUCUCAGAAACAGAGAAAACAACCGAAACCGCACCAACUGUAAAUUUCUCAGAAACAGAGAAAACAACCGAAACUGCAUCAACUGUAGAUUUCUCAGAAACAGAGAAAACAACCGAAACCGCACCAACUGUAGAUUUCUCAGAAACAGAGAAAACAACUGAAACUGCACCAACUGUAGAUGAUGAGAAGAAAAAAGAAGCCCCUUAUGUUGCUGAUGGUCAUGUGAAGGCUGAAAGAGAGAGCUCAGUUGAAGCUGCACCGGCCGGAGAAACGACGUCGGAGGAAAAGAAAACAGAAGCCCAGGAUGUUGGCAGUGCUAAAGAGGAGGCUGAAACGCAGAAGGUAAUUGAAGUUGCAUCAGUUACAGAGACACAAAAUUAUGGCACCUCUGAAGAAAAGAAAACAGAAGCAAAGGGUGCUGCUGAAGAGAAGGCCAAUGUGUGAUAGAGGGGAAGUGAUGCAUUUUCCUGUUUAUUCUACUGGGAAGGCUAGCUGCUGAUGAAGCGGUUGCAGGAAACUAAGGAUUGUUUGCUGCUUCAUGGCAAACUUAUUUAGAGGAGUUGUUUUGUUUCUUUCACUUUGUUACAUGUCAUUGUUCUUUUCAUUUGUGUUUUUCCCCCCCCAUAUAUUUUUCUCUCAUUUUUUUUUUUGUUAGUUUUUCCUAAAUAGAGAUAUGGGACUGUUAGGUUAUAUGUACGAGUAUAGAUUGUUUUUUCUUUCAUUACAUGCACUAUUUUGACA
Molecule: messenger RNA, 1409 nt
Organism: Corylus avellana
Lineage: Eukaryota; Viridiplantae; Streptophyta; Magnoliopsida; Fagales; Betulaceae
Source: RefSeq, a predicted model, not a curated record